AUGGCACAACCUUCUGUGAUACUUGCGACUGGUAGCUAUGAUCACACAAUCAGGUUCUGGGAGGCAAAGAGCGGUCGAUGUUACCGUACAAUUCAGGCCCAAGAAUCGCAAGUUAAUAGACUUGAGAUAACCCCGGAUAAGCGCUAUCUAGCUGCAGCUGGGAAUCCUCAGAUUCGGCUAUACGAUGUCAAUUCUAACAACCCUCAACCGGUGAUGAGUUAUGAUUCGCAUACAAAUAAUGUUAUGGCAUUGGGGUUUCAGUGUGAUGGAAACUGGAUGUAUUCAGGAUCAGAGGAUGGCACAGUAAAGAUAUGGGACUUGAGGGCUCCAGGUUGUCAGAGGGAAUAUGAGAGUCGUGCAGCUGUGAACACGGUUGUGUUACAUCCGAAUCAGACGGAACUGAUAUCCGGAGACCAAAAUGGGAACAUACGUGUCUGGGAUCUGACAGCUAACUCAUGCAGUUGCGAAUUGGUUCCAGAGGUGGAUACAGCUGUAAGGUCACUAACAGUUAUGUGGGAUGGAAGCUUGGUAGUUGCUGCAAACAAUCAUGGAACCUGUUAUGUUUGGCGAUUGUUGCGAGGAACCCAAACAAUGACCAAUUUCGAGCCGCUCCAUAAGCUGCAAGCACAUAAUGGAUACAUCCUCAAAUGUCUCUUGUCACCCGAAUUCUGUGAACCUCACCGGUAUCUGGCCACUGCGUCAUCAGAUCAUACUGUCAAGAUAUGGAAUGUCGAUGGUUUCACUCUAGAAAAGACUUUAACAGGUCAUCAACGCUGGGUAUGGGACUGUGUUUUCUCUGUGGAUGGUGCUUACCUUAUAACAGCAUCUUCUGAUUCAACGGCGAGACUGUGGUCAAUGUCAACUGGCGAAGACAUCAGAGUGUAUCAAGGCCAUCACAAAGCAACUGUCUGCUGUGCCCUUCAUGAUGGUGCAGAGCCAUCUGCAGCCUGA
Molecule: messenger RNA, 951 nt
Organism: Linum trigynum
Lineage: Eukaryota; Viridiplantae; Streptophyta; Magnoliopsida; Malpighiales; Linaceae
Source: the annotation of a GenBank genome assembly